Staurois parvus is the source of this 482-nucleotide messenger RNA. The record is from the annotation of a GenBank genome assembly. NCBI's taxonomy places the organism in Eukaryota, Metazoa, Chordata, Amphibia, Anura, Ranidae.
UUUUUAUACACUGAUUGAUUUUACACCCAUAAAGGCUGUAAAAGCAAUAAUUUCUCUGUCUCUCUGUCUGCAUUCUUGCAGCCAUUGAGAAAUACUGUGAGAGCUGUGAUUGGUCACAGCUUGUCACAUGGUACAAGGCUGUUGUGAAUAGCCUUGUGCCAUGUGACCUCUGUGAUCAUUCACAGAUUUCACACGUAGUAAGCAAUGAUGUCACAAGUGACAUCUUGCUUACUACUUUGCAUGUGAUCACUGAUUGGCCAAUCAGUGAUCACAUGAUCUGGACCUCGUACAGAGGUCCCGUCCGACAAUCGGUGUUUCGCUGUGUCCGGAGGACACAGUGGGCACCGGAUCGCGGUGCUGCGUGCUGCCCAGGGAACGCGCACAAGCAGGGUGCGGGAAGGCCGUUCAUAAACGGCCACCCGACCCUGCACUGCCACCGUCCGGCCGUUUAUAUGCAAUGGCCGGUCGGGAGGUGGUUAAAU